Messenger RNA from Melitaea cinxia (Glanville fritillary), 1456 nucleotides. It is a transcript of the gene Lrr47, whose product is annotated as leucine-rich repeat protein 1. The transcript has 4 exons. Bases 174 to 1406 code for a protein of 410 amino acids. The record is from RefSeq and is a predicted model, not a curated record. Lineage: Eukaryota; Metazoa; Arthropoda; Insecta; Lepidoptera; Nymphalidae. Gene Ontology annotation, molecular function: protein binding.
CUUCAAGUGUCACACUUGUGACGAUUAUUGUCGUUAUGUUUGGUGAUGUUUUUGGCGCGGGUGCCAAUUACCAAGUUUAAAAAAUUUUAAUUGCUAUUUACUUCUAAAAUGAUGGGAUAUCGAAAACAUUAAGUAAAAUAUUUGUACAAAAUAUUAAGUCGUAUUUGUUUAAUAUGAAAUUACAGUGUCAAGUUGAAGUUAUUAACAGAGUACAUUGUAGUUUGAAUAUAAGAUCUAGUAGCAAGUAUUUAAAGUCUACUGUGGCUUUGGGGAAAGAGCCUAAUAACGACAAAGAAUAUUUUAUAAUACAUUUCUCUUCGGUCAAUAAAACUGGUACGAAAUAUAAAUUAAAAUCUAUUAAACAAGUGUUCGUAAAAUGUUUAAACGAAGGCAAAGCUACCAUAAGAUUUGCGGAACCUCCUCAUGACCUAUGCAUAAAAAGUGAAGUUAUUCAACUUAGAAGUUUUAUGAGAUUACUUAAGUCGUGUAUUACUGGAGAUAUAAAAGAUUUGAAACUUUCAAACUUAUCUACUAUUGGUGUUACUGCAAAAGACAUAGUUCCUACGAAGUUAACUAUCCAUGAGAGAUCAGAGUUCCCUUCUAGAGGUCUGCCCAGAACAUUGGAAUGUUUGUACAUAGUAGGACUUAAAUUAUGCAAUUUUCGAAGAGAUAUUCUGUUGUUAAAUAAUUUGGCUAUCUUAGACUUAAGUAACAAUGAAAUUGAGAAAAUACCUGCUGAAUUUGGACGACUGCCAAACAUCAGUGAAUUAUAUUUAGCAAAUAAUAGUCUUGGAAUAAAGGAAAUUGUGGAUUGGAGAUGGCUCUUUGGACCACAGAUAACAAAGAAGUUAAAGCUUUUAGAUCUCAGUGGAAAUAAAAUAAAAGAAUUACCGAAGAGUAUAUGGAAGUUGAUAAAUUUAAUAACGCUCAAGAUAGAUAAUAAUAAUCUUAAAAGGCUACCAGCCAGUUUAGGACGAAUCAACACCUUAAGGUAUCUCACAGUAUCCCAAAAUCAUUUGCAGUCUUUGCCUUGUGGUCUAAUGCAAUGCCGACUAGACUACAUUGAUUUGUCAACAAACAUGUUCAUUUCCGGAAAUAGUAGUCUUAAAGCAGUAAACUACUCCCAAUGGGAUUUUUAUAUCAAUAGCUUAGUACACAUUGCUGCGAAGGUUGUUUUAAAUAAUAAGUUUUUUUAUGCACCUAAUUUAAUACCUUGGACGUUAGUUGAAUUUUUAGAUAAUGCUAAUAUGUGUGUGUGUGGUAAGCCAGUUUUAAAUGACACUUAUUUUGUUAUUAAAGAAUUUGAGCUCAAGGACUUAUACAGAGUUGUAGUAUUCAAUAAUAGCCACAACUGCGCUGUUGGUUUUGAGUGUUACUUUUGCUCUCCUAAAUGUUUUGCAAAAUAAUUGUAUAAUCUCAUGUUAAAUAAAUAAUUGAACAUAUUUAUUGUCUAUGC